AUGGCUGCACUCUCCUCAGCUUUGUGUACCGUACGACCUAAAGCCGUUGUUUAUCGCGGUCCAGCGUCAUCCCCAGGCUGUCCUGAGGCCAUCGGUCACCUUUUAGAAUCCUCGCCCUACCAUUUCAAGGUCAUUUACGCUGGUCCGAAAGAGCAAGUCGACGUCACCGACGAAACACUGCAGGGCGCCACGAUUUACGCUCAUGGUGGCGGUCCAAAUUGGGAAAAGGCGUACCGGCAGACGAAGAACUACCAAAAGACGAUCCAGAAGUUUGUUGGUAAUGGGGGCCAUUACAUGGGCUUCUGUCUAGGCGCGUAUCUUGCUGGGCCCAAUGACGGAUACGACUUACUGCCUAGAGGCGUGGAAACCGAUCAAGAGAUCGAGAGACGACGCGCACAGGUCAAAGAUGAGGGUGAUACGGUCAUUCAAGUCGAUUGGACCUUUGGUUGCGGAAGAACUGAUAAGAAACGUUGGCUGUACUUUCAAGACGGUGUUGUCAUCAAAGGUCUAAAUGAAAAGACACUUGGACAUGUCAUCGGAAGAUAUUCUUCUAAUGGCGACGUGGCUGCUUCAGUCACACCAUACGGUAAAGGUUGGGUUGGGCUUGUUGGGCCUCAUCCAGAAGCUGACAAGACCUGGUAUGAAGAUGCUGAGAUUGAGAAUCCGGAAGGUAUUAGAUAUGAUAUCGGGCAUGACUUCAUCCAGGAAACUCUGAAAGGUGGUUCUGGAAGAGCGAUGGGGGCCAUUGAUGGAUGCAGUCCUAGUUAA
Molecule: messenger RNA, 768 nt
Organism: Fusarium venenatum
Lineage: Eukaryota; Fungi; Ascomycota; Sordariomycetes; Hypocreales; Nectriaceae
Source: RefSeq, a predicted model, not a curated record